AUUAAUAAACAUCGAUGAACAAAUGAAAUACGGCAACGUCACGCACGUCUCUGACUGAAGUGGUAAAGUGAUUGUUCAUUCGGCUUUUUAUAAAAUUGUUGAAUUUACAAAUAAUAUUUUCAAUUUCUAGUAAAAAUGGCAGAUAAUAAGAGCCCCGAUGAUCUCUCGACCGCGAUCCUCCGCCGCAAGGACAGGCCUAACCGUCUCAUUGUGGAGGAAGCCGUCAGCGAUGACAACUCCGUGGUGGCCCUUUCACAGGCCAAAAUGGAGCAACUGCAGUUGUUCCGUGGUGACACAGUGCUGCUCAAGGGCAAGCGGCGCAAGGAGACCGUGUGUAUCGUGCUCUCGGACGACAACUGUCCGGACGAGAAGAUCCGCAUGAACCGAGUGGUGCGCAACAACCUGCGCGUGCGACUUUCCGACGUGGUCUCCAUCGCGCCGUGCCCGUCUGUCAAAUAUGGCAAGCGGGUUCAUAUACUGCCUAUUGAUGACUCUGUUGAAGGUUUGACCGGAAACCUGUUCGAAGUUUACCUAAAGCCGUACUUCAUGGAGGCGUACCGACCGAUCCACCGCGACGAUACAUUCAUGGUGCGCGGGGGCAUGCGCGCGGUCGAGUUUAAAGUGGUGGAGACUGACCCCUCGCCGUACUGCAUUGUGGCUCCCGACACCGUCAUACAUUGCGAGGGAGACCCUAUCAAACGUGAGGAAGAAGAAGAGGCGCUGAACGCCGUCGGCUACGACGACAUCGGCGGCUGUCGCAAGCAGCUGGCGCAGAUCAAGGAGAUGGUGGAGCUGCCGCUGCGGCACCCAUCGCUGUUCAAGGCUAUCGGCGUGAAGCCUCCGCGCGGCAUCCUCAUGUACGGCCCGCCCGGCACUGGCAAAACUCUCAUCGCUCGAGCUGUGGCUAACGAGACUGGCGCUUUCUUCUUCCUGAUCAACGGGCCCGAGAUCAUGUCCAAACUGGCCGGAGAGUCUGAAUCCAACCUGCGCAAAGCGUUCGAAGAGGCCGACAAGAAUUCCCCCGCUAUUAUCUUCAUUGAUGAGUUGGAUGCUAUCGCUCCGAAGAGAGAGAAGACGCAUGGUGAGGUCGAGAGGCGUAUCGUGUCUCAGCUGCUGACCCUUAUGGACGGCAUGAAGAAGUCUUCCCACGUGAUCGUAAUGGCCGCCACCAACCGGCCGAACUCGAUUGACCCCGCCCUUCGUCGGUUCGGUCGCUUCGACAGGGAGAUCGACAUCGGAAUCCCCGACGCGACUGGUCGUUUGGAGAUAUUGCGCAUUCACACCAAGAACAUGAAGCUGGGAGACGAUGUUGAUCUGGAACAGAUCGCUGCAGAAUCUCACGGCCACGUCGGGGCGGAUCUGGCGUCUCUCUGCUCCGAAGCGGCGCUGCAGCAGAUCCGAGAGAAGAUGGACCUCAUCGAUCUGGAAGACGACCAGAUUGACGCCGAAGUGCUCAACUCGCUCGCCGUCACUAUGGACAACUUUAGAUACGCGAUGACCAAAUCGUCUCCAUCAGCGCUCCGGGAGACAGUUGUUGAGGUCCCCAACGUCACCUGGACAGACAUCGGAGGGCUGCAGAACGUCAAGCGUGAGCUGCAGGAGCUGGUGCAGUACCCCGUGGAGCACCCGGACAAGUUCCUCAAGUUUGGCAUGCAGCCCUCUCGGGGAGUGCUGUUCUAUGGACCUCCGGGUUGUGGUAAAACCAUGUUGGCCAAGGCGAUCGCUAACGAAUGCCAGUCCAACUUCAUCUCGGUGAAGGGCCCCGAGCUGCUCACCAUGUGGUUCGGAGAGUCUGAGGCCAAUGUGCGGGACAUCUUCGACAAGGCCCGAUCAGCGUCCCCGUGCGUGUUGUUCUUCGACGAGCUGGACUCGAUCGCGAAGUCGCGCGGCGGCAGCGUGUCGGACGCGGGCGGAGCCGCGGACAGGGUCAUCAACCAGAUCCUCACUGAGAUGGACGGCAUGGGCGCCAAGAAGAACGUGUUCAUCAUUGGUGCAACAAACCGUCCGGACAUAAUAGACCCGGCCAUACUGCGUCCGGGGCGGCUGGACCAGCUGAUCUACAUCCCGCUUCCGGACGAGAAGUCGCGCGAGGCCAUCCUCAGGGCCAACCUGCGCAAGUCCCCCAUCGCCAAAGACGUGGACCUCAACUACAUCGCCAAGGUGACGCAAGGGUUCAGCGGCGCCGAUCUGAACGAGAUAUCGCAGCGCGCGUGCAAGCUGGCCAUCCGCCAGGCCAUCGAGGCUGAGAUCACGCGCGAGCGCGCGCGGCAGCAGCAGGGGGCUCAGGGCGUCAUGGACAUGGACGAGGAAGACCCCGUGCCGGAGAUCAGCCGAGCGCACUUCGAGGAGGCGAUGAAGUUCGCGCGGCGCUCCGUCUCGGACAACGACAUCCGCAAGUACGAGAUGUUCGCGCAGACGCUGCAGCAGAGCCGCGGCUUCGGCACCAACUUCAGGUUCCCAAGUUCAGGCGGAGCGGCGGGCGGCACGGGCACUUCGGGGGGAGACCAGCCCACCUUCCAGGAGGAGGCCGGCGACGACGACCUCUACAGCUAAACGGGGCUCUGUCCACCCCGCACCACCACACUACUCCGCUCAUUGGCGGCCCUUAGACCAUCAAUUAUAUUUGCACUAUAUCAAUGAACACAAAGGUUAUCUGGCCCGUGAGUCGCGGCUGCUAUGUUGUCAAAAAAAUUACAACUUUUCAAUUUGGUCGAGUAACCUUGUCUUUCAUUUGUAUUGCGUAAUAUAAUUUGACAGUUUAAGCGGCCCCUUUUCACCCUAACGCACUUGAUCGUGGUUAUUGGUGCAAGAUUGUAACCGAGACCGAUUGUAUUAUGUAUUGUCGGGUCUUAUUAAUAAUUACGAUAUUUUUAUCUAAAAAUAAGAAUAAAUUAAUGUGAACGAAUCGAAAAACAUUAAUUUUGACAAUCUCUUUACGAAUGCUUAUUUAGUAAUUUUAGAGUUUUCUAGAUGAUAUUACUUAUUUAAGACGCAGGUUCGUCUAAUAACUUUGACGCCGCAUGGAAAAUACAAACCACAAUCGAGUAGCUAAAAUAACCAAGCGAUCAAGUGUGCGAUGGCUCUCAUACAACUGCAUUUUGAGCAUUCCCGAUCUGAUUCAAGGCCAAGCCAGAACGAAUGCGUAUACAGCACGUAACCGUGCACGUACCAGUGCCGUUCUAUGAAACUGAACGUGUCACUCCAGCUACGUAACGUACGCGUGCACGCUUACAUACGUUCUGCAUAUGUGUUCGUUCUGAGGCGGCCUAUUGUCGUGGGUGACAGCGGUGCCCGAUGUCCAGCCUUCGGACUGACAUUACUACUUAAGGAUUAUUGGUUUAGUAAGGGUGUAUCGGAGACGUAUGCGUCGAAAUUUAUACAUGCGAGUCAAACGCGCGAAAUUUUCACCGAUCUAUGUCUACAAAUAUAAUGUAAAUGUAUUUAUUUUAUAAUUGAAUCAUUCGAUAGCAUUUGUUUCUGUUCCGAUUCGCUUUAUUUAGUUGUAAUCGAGUAAUGUUUGUGGAACGCCCGCGGGCGGUAAGAUCAUUAUGAUAUAGGAUAAUUUUAUUGUUAAUUGCCCAAUCCUGUGAGUAGGCGAGGUCGGAUAGCCGACGUUACACAUUAUUGCAGUGAUUUUCUAAUAAAAGAUUUUUAUAGAGUAA
Molecule: messenger RNA, 3662 nt
Organism: Plodia interpunctella (Indianmeal moth)
Lineage: Eukaryota; Metazoa; Arthropoda; Insecta; Lepidoptera; Pyralidae
Gene: TER94
Product: Transitional endoplasmic reticulum 94
Exons: 15
Coding region: 136-2553 (805 amino acids)
Biological process (GO): mitotic spindle disassembly; autophagosome maturation; retrograde protein transport, ER to cytosol
Cellular component (GO): nucleus; VCP-NPL4-UFD1 AAA ATPase complex; cytosol
Molecular function (GO): ATP binding; ATP hydrolysis activity; polyubiquitin modification-dependent protein binding
Source: RefSeq, a predicted model, not a curated record